This is a messenger RNA of Brassicogethes aeneus, 1701 nucleotides long. NCBI's taxonomy places the organism in Eukaryota, Metazoa, Arthropoda, Insecta, Coleoptera, Nitidulidae. The record is from the annotation of a GenBank genome assembly.
AUGCAAAUCAUUCCAAACCUGGAUGAAGAAUUAGACGUCUGUUUAUAUUAUAUUGAUUCAGAUUCGUCUGAGCAGGACAAUGCGUCAGAUUCUACAUAUAUUUCCGACACAAACAGUGGACAAGACAUUGAUGACUUAGACUUCUCAAUAUCAUUUAAAACUUAUGACAAAAACGAAACCAGUCUUUCCUUUAUUUCACCAGCCAAUACUAUCAAUACCCAAAAUAAAGUGUGGGAUUUGGAUGAAUAUGGGAAUGAUAAUAAUACGUAUAAUAAUGAGGAAGAUUUGGAUGGAUUAGGAAUCUCCAAAUCAUAUGACGUUUAUGACCUAAAUGAUAACAGCAAUAAUUUUUCGCAAGUCAAUGAUAAUAGUCAUAAUAAAGGCUAUUAUGCAAGAAAAACAUUGCGAAGACAUGCAAAGCGUUGUUUUUUUAACAAAUUAGAGAAAACUAUCAAAACACGUCAUCAUCAAUCAGAAGGUCAUACACUGAUGUCUACUCAUUUUGGAGUAAACGAUCCAUUACGGACAUCAGGAAUUUUGAAAACAUUAAAAGCUGAUGAAAUAUCAUUAGUGGCUAAAAAAGAUAAAACUAUUUGUGAGGUAGCACGAAAAUAUAUUAAAAGUCACAAAGAAAAGCAUCUUAUUUCAGUUGCAAGACGCAACAUGAGACGUUUAGCUCGUCUCGUAAUCGAAGCAAGAAAAAUAGAAAACAAUAAUUCACUUACUUUAGUAUCUUUACUGCACCCAUCAAAAUUCAAGGUAAUUGUUCAAGCCACAAAAAUCAUAUCAUGCUAUGACAAUAAAAAUUGUGUUUUUAAAUCACCAUCGCUGGCUAUGCAAAUGGGUACCUUAUUAAAGGCAGCAUUGGACACAGCUUAUUCGGUGAAACUUCAAGUUAACAUAGACUCAACAAAAUUAAGAAUUUUUGAUGUAAUGAAAAAGUUAAUAGAGAGAGAAUGGGCCACCGAAAUUUCCACGGAAGCUAAUCACAAUCUUAAUUUAAAUCUAUUCAACAAGCCGACGUUAAUGCCAGUGGCAGAGGACCUAUCAAAAAUGAAAAAGUAUUUCGACAAUUUGAUUUCUACCUCAAUAGAAAAAUUACAAGCAGAUAAUAAAAAUGAAUCAGCUUACAAAAUUUUGAAUGAAGUAACUUAUUGUAGCCUAUUGAUGUUUAAUAGAAGGAGAGUAGGCGAAUUGCAACGUAUUCCGCUAAAUAUAUAUAUUUCUAAUAAAAAUAAUAAGCCAUCUGGAGAAUUUGAGAGGUUAUUGUCUCCAAGUGAAAUAAUACUAAUAAAAAGGUUAAAGCGAAUCGUUAUCAAGGGAAAAAGGGGUAGAGGAGUACCAGUACUAUUUGAUACAUUAACGCAGAAAGGAAUUGAUAUCGCUAUAAAUCACAGACAUAAUUUUUUUUCGGAACCCAAUCUGUACUUGUUUGGGUUAUGUCAAACAGAUACUUGUAUUAGCGGAUAUCAUGUAUUCAGAAAACAUGUGUCAAUUGGUUUAGGCGACACCAGUAAAGUUGUUUCUCUAACAUCAACAAAACUUAGAAAACACUUGGCCACUAUUUCUCAAAUUUUAAAAAUGGGUCAGCAAGAUUUAGAACAAUUAGCCACCUUUAUGGGGCAUACAACUAAAACGCACAAUGAGUGGUAUAGAUUACCUUCUGAUGUGUAUCAGACAGCUAAAGUGGCUAAGCUAUAA